This is a messenger RNA of Camelus dromedarius (Arabian camel), 11895 nucleotides long. RefSeq names its product cyclin dependent kinase 6 (gene CDK6). The coding region runs from base 664 to 1644 and encodes 326 amino acids. Gene Ontology annotation, molecular function: cyclin-dependent protein serine/threonine kinase activity; ATP binding; cyclin binding. Gene Ontology annotation, biological process: cell dedifferentiation; signal transduction; protein phosphorylation. Gene Ontology annotation, cellular component: nucleus; cyclin-dependent protein kinase holoenzyme complex; cytoplasm. The record is from RefSeq and is a predicted model, not a curated record. The transcript has 8 exons. Lineage: Eukaryota; Metazoa; Chordata; Mammalia; Artiodactyla; Camelidae.
UGUGCACGACCCCUAAACGCUUCACGGCACCCUGGGAGCCCCUCUCCCGACACGUCCAGGCCUGGGCAGGCGAGGAGGGUAGCGGCCCAACACAAUGAUAUAGGGAUAAAUAUUAAGCCGUGACAUUGACGUGCCCGGCGCUUCCCCUCCCCCGCGCUCCCGGCACACUCUGGGCUGCUCGGCACGCCCCCUCUCGUUCCACUGCGUCCCGCGCCCCGCGCUCAUCCCCGAGGGGCCCCUGCAACCUCUCCGCGCGAAGACGGCUCCAGCUCUGCAGGGAAAGAAAAGUGGAAUGACUAUAGACUGAGACGCGCUGGAGCAGAGACUAUGUAAUCGUCUUGGUGUCUGUGCAGAGGACUGCGCUUCGGGGAGGAAAGAGGAGGGAUCGGCUCGCUCCUCGGCUACUCAGCAGGCGGAGUUUCGUAGCGGCGGCACCGUGGUUGCGCCCGCCCGCGGGGAGGUCGCUCCAUCCAGCCCCAGCGGCCGCAAGAGCCCGAGCGCCGGAGCGCAGUAGGCGGCGGGGGUGAGAGAGAGCGAGUCCGAGCUCCGGGGCGCGAGGGAGCGGGCCGGGAAGUCCGGGAGGAGGCAAUCGGCGGCCACGAGCGAGCCGAGCGCGCCCCCCGCCCGCCCCAGCGGCGCCGCGCCGGGCGGUGUCCGGGCGGCAUGGAGAAGGACGGCCUGAGCCGUGCGGACCAGCAGUACGAGUGCGUGGCGGAGAUCGGGGAGGGCGCCUAUGGGAAGGUGUUCAAGGCUCGGGACCUGAAGAACGGAGGCCGUUUCGUGGCGCUGAAGCGCGUGCGAGUGCAAACCGGCGAGGAGGGCAUGCCGCUCUCCACCAUCCGCGAGGUGGCGGUGCUGAGGCACCUGGAGACCUUCGAGCACCCCAACGUGGUCAGGUUGUUCGAUGUGUGCACAGUGUCACGAACAGACAGAGAAACCAAACUAACACUAGUGUUUGAACAUGUUGAUCAAGACUUGACCACUUAUUUGGAUAAAGUUCCAGAGCCUGGAGUGCCCACUGAAACCAUAAAGGAUAUGAUGUUUCAGCUUCUCCGAGGUCUGGACUUUCUUCAUUCUCACCGAGUAGUGCAUCGUGAUCUAAAACCACAGAACAUUCUGGUGACCAGCAGUGGACAAAUAAAACUGGCUGACUUCGGCCUUGCCCGCAUCUACAGUUUUCAGAUGGCUCUUACCUCCGUGGUCGUCACGCUGUGGUACAGAGCUCCCGAGGUCUUGCUUCAGUCCAGCUACGCCACCCCUGUGGAUCUCUGGAGUGUCGGCUGCAUAUUUGCAGAAAUGUUUCGUAGAAAGCCUCUUUUUCGUGGAAGUUCAGAUGUCGAUCAACUAGGAAAAAUCUUGGACGUAAUUGGACUCCCAGGAGAAGAGGACUGGCCUAGAGAUGUUGCCCUUCCCAGGCAGGCUUUUCACUCGAAAUCUCCUCAACCAAUUGAGAAGUUUGUGACAGAUAUUGAUGAACAAGGCAAAGAUCUACUUCUGAAGUGCUUGACAUUUAAUCCAGCCAAAAGAAUAUCUGCCUACAGUGCCCUGUCUCAUCCGUACUUCCACGACCUGGAGAGGCGCAAGGAGAACCUGGAUUCCCACCUGCCACCCAGCCAGAACAGCUCAGAAAUGAACACAGCCUGAGGUCCCAGCCGCUGCCUUGAGCUGAUCGUCCGAAGAACCCCUCGGUGGCUGAUGGUCCCCUGAGCAAGCUCUGCAGAGCUUUGAGGUUGUGGAUCACUGGCUGGAGACCUUCUAGCUGCCGUCUUCUGGAUGGGCUCUGCUUCUCCAAGGAAACCGCCUAGUUUACUGUUUUGAAAUCAAUGCAAGAGUGAUUGCAGCUUUAUGUUCAUUCGUUUGUUUGUUUGUCUGUCUGUUUGUUUGUUUCAAGAACCUGGAAAAAUUCCAGAAGAGAAGCUGCUGACCAAUUGUGCUGCCAUUUCAUUUUCCUGAUCUUGAAUGCUGCCAGUGUGAAGUGAGCAAUCCAGGCACAGCUGAGUUAUGAUGUAAUCUCUCCACAGCUGCCGGAGCCCGAUGUGGUACUUUUGAGUGAGAGAGAGAGAGAGAGAGAGAGAGAGAGUGUCUGUGUGUGUGUGAUUCUUGAUCUCUUAAAGUGUUACUUUCUGUAAACAACGAGAAAAAUUGAAUUUUAAAGACUCAAAGGGACCGCUAGAUAACAGGCAUCUGUUGACUGAAGGUGAUUCACCAAAAUGGGCUUCUCAAAGUAGAAAGUUGAGCCUGUGUCCUCAGCAUUUCUUUUCUGGCCAAAAGCAGUAAAUUUGCUAGUAGUAAAAGGUUCACUAUCUUGAUAAAGCUUUAUACACACAGUAAAAAGAAAAAAAAAUUCUAGUAUCUUUUGAGAAAUCUGUUUUUUAAAGCACACAUUCUAUUUACUCUUCAAAAAGCUGAAUUUACUCAUUGUAACAUUAACCUGUAAAAAUAUGCUUUAUUGUUUCUUUUAAAAAAUACCCUAUAAGAUUUUUCCUUACUUGCUGUAGAUUUAGGGAGUGUACCUCAACUAGGUAAAAUGGUCAAAAAAAAAAAUAGAGAAAGCCUUUAUUUCCUAGUUUGAAAUGUAUUUCCUUUUGGGUUUUUGUUGUUAUUUUGUUUUGGUUUUUGUUUUAGGAAUUUGUCAGCAACUGUUUCCUGUUUGGGUCUGCAGGGUAGUUCCCUGUGACUAGAGACAGGAAUGCCAUUUAAGUUUUCCUCGCCUUACACUGUACUUCUUCUACCAUGCACUGCCUUAUUUCCAAAGCAUCUGUCUUAUCUAUCCCCCAGCUUCUCUAAUGUAUAUUACUGCCGUUAGAUAACCAGUAACAGAUUGCUUAAGCUGUUCCCAUGCACCUCCUACUUUCUUUCUUUCAAUGAACCUUUCAUUAACAGUUAGAUUCAGACUAUGGCUUAUGGCUCCAAUUACACAAUCCUGAGUCCCAUAUGUUCUCCAUCUAAUGCCAUCUUCCUACCUGGCAUUCACUGUUGUUACCUAGGCAAUGAGUAGAAGACUGGUUCUUCUCAAUCACCAGCACAUAGAUUGCUUUACUCAGCAUUUUACAUAUUUAUAGACUAUGGUGUCAGUGUAGUCUCUGAAGGAAUGUCUUUAACUAUUUUCAGAAGUAUGUAUUUACUCUAUAAGAUUAUCUAUUCUCCAUCCACCAGGCUGUGCUUGUUUCUAGUGCCUUAUGCGCACUCCUACUCUCUGCAAAGCCAACCUGACCCGGGCAUUGUGAACAGCUUUACUUUUCCCUUUUGCCAUUUUCUCUGCAAUACUCUAUAUGCCAUACAAUCACCGCCUUCUAUGUGGUUAGUGCUCAGUCAGCUCUAGUAACCAGAAGACACAGAGAUUAAGUGUCUCUGGGGAAGUUCAGCUACCUUUGCUUUCUGAUUCAUGUUUUGCACGUGUGCAACAGUUAGACCAUGUUUAGAGUUAGGGUUUUCAAAGAAUGGACACUGGUUCACUCAAUAGAAAAUGUUCCAGGUGACGUUUCUGCAUUGUCAGGCCUUUCUGAAUUCUUCACAGCUUAUAUUAUAUAUGGCUAUCUUGAACAGGAGAAAAAUGAGAAGACUUUUCUCCUUGAGAGCUUUCUGGGCCGGGAAUCAUCCUUUAUUCUUUUAAUACGUAUGUUGUUUAACAUUGUUCUAAUUUGGUAACUUGAAGAGCAGGAAAAUUUGUCUAAAGCAAGAUGUGAAUGAGAAGAUGGGCCAUAAGAAUGUUUUAUACUUUGUUCAUUGUGAUGACAAUGAUUAUGUUUUGUCAUCACUGUAAAUGCUUGAGAUAUAAUGAAUCCAGAGCGUUCAGGGCAAGAGUAUUUGUGGUCUCCCCCCACCCCCGGACAAAGGAGUUCUGCCUUUCCUUUGAUCAGGGGUGAAAAUUCAAAGACCUAGGGGCCUAGAAAUUGAAUUUUAAAACUCACUGCACUGAUCCAUCAUGAGCUUUGCAGUUAGUAACCCUGGUUAGAGUGCACAUAACUUGAGUUUUUGCUUUUGCGAAAGUUUUUCUUAAGUUCGCUCAAGAAAAACGCAGCUGUUCUAAACUGGAAUUUUUCGGCAUUCUUUAGCAUUUUCAACAAGUAGAGAGUUCAGCUUUUAUUUCUAACAUAUGGUUCAUUUCUUGGCAGCGAUUAUAAAGAAACCUUAAAGCACAAACAUAUUGACAUUAAUACUUGGCACAUUUACCCUCUGAGAGCAGAAGGGGAGGGCAUCUCGGCUGCUCUUACCUUGUGAAGAGUCUGUCCCCAGCUCUUCCAUCCAGGUGGUUGUUGUACUUGAGUGAUUACUCUCUUGUUUUAUGUCUUUUACAUCCGGCUCACCACUCCUGAAAUCCAGGUCCCACACAAGCACCUCUGCCAUUAGGGCACUUUGAAGCAUCUAGCAGAAUACAAUGUUACUGAAUAUGGCUUAUUCUUCUGUGACAAAUGGUUUCAAACAUCGUUGCCAAAAGCUAGGCAGUGAUUAGCUGGAAGGUCAUUCUGCCCCAGGGUUAUCCUGAAGCAGUUUACAGCAGUUAAAAAAAAAAAAAAAAAAAAAAAAAACCAGGAUGACAGAUUGGGGAUUAACAUUUGUAUUUCUUACUAGAACUGGGGCAAGCAUAUGCCUGAUAGUUUCUAUAUAAUAUUCUGUUCUAGUGGCCCAAGCAUUGUGGGAACCGUGAUGCCAGGUGGAGUUGUAACAACCUACACUUAAAAAAAGUGGAAGAGAAACCUGUCCAUUUAGGCGUCAUAAGCUAUCACAUAGAAAAAAGUAAUAAGGCUUAUAACCUUAUAACCUUAAAAACACAAUUCCCAAGAGCUUGUAAGAAGCCAGUGUGUUGAAACCUCCCACUUUGUCUUUGAAGUGGAUGGGAACCCAGGAGCAAAGAACCUGUUUUGGAAGAAAGCUCCGGGCCAUUUCAGCCCCCUGUGUUCUCAUGAUUUUUCUCUCAGAAAGUACACACUUUGAAUGGCCAACUUUUCAUUUAGCCCCAGGUGACUUAUACUAAAAAUAGUUCAAAAUAGUCACCUAAGAACAGAAUCUCAGCCUUUUAGUUUUAGGUAAAAAUUUCAGAAUGCACAGGGUGUUAAUAUCUUAAGGAAAACUUGUACAUUUUAAUAGAGAAAUUUAUAAUUUGACUCCAGAAUGUGGUAGUAUCCAUCUCGAUGAGAAAAAACAUAAGUAUUACCAUAUCUUUUGAACCUCGAAUUAUGUAUUUAAAUUGAGUUUUUGACUGCUUCUCUUAAAAGUAGUACCUAUGAAAGUCGGUAAUGGUGAUUCUCAUUCCAUUGUGGAAAUUAAAUCAUGUAAGCUUCCUAAUAGCAUAAACAUAUUAAAAUUCUUCUCUCUAAAGAAUUGCUUCUUUUAAGUGACAACUUUAUUCUCUUUAUGAUAAGUACACAUUUCCCCAAAACAGGCUUGUGUUACAUAGGUGAGUUUAGGAAAGAAUAAUGUUCAAAGUUAAUAAGCUACUGUAAUUACUUAAUUGUUAGUACAGAACCUAUAGAAUAUUUACCUUGGAAAGAAAAUAUUGAAAUAUAGAUUCUUAGAUACCAAUAGAAUUCAAAAGAACACAUAAAGACAUAAAAAUAAUGUCUUUAUUUCCUAAAAAUAAAGAUGUGAUAUAAUUUCUAAAUCUUUAAAAACCGUGAAACAGUAGGCAAUGGAUAGAGGAAGUUCUGGAGAAAAUGAAGGUACUCAAAGAAGGAUAGUUUCAAAGUUAAGUGUAUUUUGAAGAAUAUAUCUUUUAGCGUAUAUUGUAAGAAUUUAUGUCAAAGUUAUCUGGCAACUAUGAACUUGAUACGGUCAAAAACAGACUUUAUGGAAAAGCCAUCCCACAUAGUUACCAUUUCAAAGGUUGAGCUAAGCAAACUAAACCAUCCCUAUUUCUUCCUCAUUUCAUGGAAAAAGCAGCCAUGUCAAGCAAGCUAUGCUUGUUAUGCAAGCCUAAGAAUAUGUUGUAAAAAAAAAUAAUAAGCUUUUUAAACGUAUGUGUUUCCUGUGCCACCAGGAUUUUUGAAAUCUUGUAAAGCCCAAACCAUUUCUCAUGUACAUUCACUACAUUCAGAUAUAUGAUUAGGAAGAUAAUUCCAUGUUCAUUCCCUACAGGGGAAAAUCUUCUCAAGGCCACCAAAAACCUGUCAAGCAGUGUAAGUCCUCAGAUAACUAGUAGUUGUGUUUUUCUCAGAAGUAUAAGAAUAUAGCAUUUUCAUUUCUUAUCAAUGCAGUUUUCAACAUGGCUUUGUUACAUACCUAUAUCUCAAGCAUUUCUAACUUGUACUUUUUCAGAAAAUAAACCAAAAAUAUUCCUUUGGCCUUUUCCAUCUUCUGAUCUAUGUGAAUAACAGAAAUGUAGAAAGAGGAGGGAUCUGAUUUUUAAAUGUUUUCCUCAAUUAGUUGCUUGUUUGUUUGUUUUUUUUUAAUGAUGGUGCAAAUCAGCUUUCUAAAACGUUUCCUACUUCUUAGCAUUCCCUGGGAGUUAAUUUAGAUAAAUGAAUGGACUUCCAUCAACAUGUUUAUGUUUCCUUGAUACUGGUGCUCUGGCCUUCAAGAAGAAAACAAGAUUCACCUGAAAAUAAAUUCAGGCUUUUUUUCAAGCGUCUGUUUAAACAGUAUUACAGCAAUUUGAAGUUGAUACGGUAGGAAGGGGAAGUGAUUUUUCUUGUAAAUGUCUGUUUCAAAAUUCACACUAUCCUGAGAGAUGGCCUUGUUUUAUUCCAAUAUAUUCCACAAGGUGGCACUUUGGGGAGGAAAAAUCUGAGCAAAGCUUCCAACUUUUAUUUUUCUGCACAUAUUUAACUUUUACCUAGCACUUGUUUUACAGGGUGAUUAAUAGUCUCCAUCAUGUUCUAUAACUUAGAUAUUUUAGUUGUUAGGUAGGUUCUGAAUGACUGAAAGUAAAUUGUUCUUGGAGAUGGAUAAUACACCCAUUUUGUUAUUUAAGUGUGGAGAGAGAGCCUAGUCCUUCAUUCAUUAGUUCAAGAAACUUUUUGAGGUGCCUAAUUACUUCAUUUUUCUAGGUGCAGAAGUUACAUAUAUGGACAGACUUAUUUUAUUACUAAAAAGGCAACACUGAUCUGUGCAGAGGAUAGUUUUGUUAGGAGUGUAAAACUCCUCCAGUGGCUCCAGCCAAAAUCCCUAUACUCCCUGUCAGCUGCUUUCACAUUCUCUACCACAGUGGCCUUUAGAAAGUGAUUAAAUUUUUAAAACUUAAUUAAAAAGUCAGAUGAAGAACUAAGUAAUGCAUCAGUAAUUAAGUAGACAAAACUAUUUUUUUCUGAAGAAUUGCUAUGCAGAAACAGAGCCCUAAAAUCCUAAAAGACCUGGUAAUUUUUUACGUUUGUAUAAUGAUAAGUGUAACUUCACACGAAAUUUUAAUUUUGUUAAAUUUUCUCUAAGCAUAUGACUUAGAGAAAAUGAUUUAGGUAUAUAUCUGCAUAAGUGUUUGAUUUCUCCACUUGUGAAGUUCUUUGGCAACUUUAUUUUAUAUAAAUAUGUAUUUUUUCAUACACUCAAGUUUUAAUUCACAGAUCUGCUUGGAGAUCCAUUAUUCCCUCCCCACCCCCCAGAUGGUUUUACUUAAUUUUAGAAGUCAUUUUUCUAUAAGAGUGUCGCUGCAAUUUAAGAGGAAGGAAAUUAUAUUAUUUUUCAGAGUUUCCUUAGCACAGCAUAACAGAAGGCAGUUUAUUCCUUCUGAGUGGCAGAAACUCGAUAUUGCCUGCUUCACUUUCCUCCAGAGUAGCCGGCAGGCAAGUCUCAGUAAUUCAUACUGAAUCAAAAUACCGCACACCCUCGGGGCUGUCAGAGCUCUGAGAAAUCUUAGGCCUCAUCCCCCUGCUUAAAGUCCCACUGAAGUAGAUUCCAAUUUAAGCCCCUAAGUGGAAGGCCGAGUUCAAACUUCGAGUUUGCUAUCGGUUGGGCCAGUCUGAACUCUGCUCGCUUUCAAAACUGAACUCCCACCCAAAAGGCUUCCGGGUGCGCUGCACCGUCGCCCCGCCCCUUUGGCAGUAGAGAGGCAGUGGGCGGAGCUGGCUGGGACCCGCCUGCCGCUCACCUGUUAGUGCCUGAAAGGAUGUGCAGACCCGGCGGGAUACUGUCCGAGGUCCACGUGCCCUGCUGCUGUCUCAGAGGCAUCUGUUCUGCAAUCUUAGGAAGUAAAACGUCCCUAGAAGCAAACGGGUGUCUUCUGUGCAUAAGUAAGUACAACACAAUUCUCCGAAAGUUCGGGUAUAAAGAGAUGCUGCUGUAUGAAGCUGUCUACCAGGCAUCUCUCAAAGCUCUAAGUUCAGCUUUUUUUUUUUUUAAGAGAAGAUGUAUAAUUACAGGAAAUAUUUUUUUAAUUUUUUAUUUUCUAUCAUUCUGCAUUAUAUGAUGGCAAAAGAUAUGCUUGGAUAAGUUUUGUUUGGAAAAUUUAUUUUCUGCUUCAUACCCAGUUGGCAGAAGCUCCUAACUCUUUAGUUCCUAGUUUCUUCUUUCUCUUUUUUCUUUGUUAAGUAAUUAAAGAUAUGUGAGCAAAUUAUCUCUUGUAGGAGGGAGACUUUCCUGUUUCAAGGAACCUUUUGUGUGAAUUGUUUCGUCAAACAAAUAAUCAACCCCUUCUCUAUCUAAAAUAGAGUUUGGAUGGUCAAGUGUAGGUUUUCUUAGAGGGGACAUAUAACUGUACAUAAUUCUAUAAAGAACUAUGACUGUAGCACUAAUCAGCAAGCCUAAAGCCACAAGUUAUAUCAUUUCUAACUCUCUGUGGUUUCUAAGCAAAUCUGUUGAAGUGCUUAGGUUACAGUUAUGAAGAGACCCUGCAUACCCUUACUUGAAAGUUUCUAAUCCUAAGUUUUAUGAAAUGCAAUAAUGUGUAUUAGCUAGCAAUAUUUCUGUGAUCACCAGCAACUCCCAGUUUGAUCCUGAAAUCUUUGAAUAAUGGAAAUAGAUCCCAGCAGUAAUAUACUUCUUGAACCUCCUGCCCCGGCACCAAGUACAUUAUGUAUCUUCUUAUUUUGGUCCUGUGUUUGCAACAAUGUACAGGUGAAUAUUUUAGUUCCUCACUUACUUUGUAUUCAUUUAUUUGCCUAUGACCAGUAAUGAAUAUAUUACUUAGUACAUGGAACGAACAGCAUCAGCUACCCCAAGGAUCAGCACUUAACGAGGUGGGGAAUGUCUAUUUCAGGUUGUUCUACAUUUGCAUAAAUUAUUUCUAUUAUUAUUCAUGUAUAUUAUUUAUUUCUCAAUCACACUAGUCCUGUGAAAGUGUGACAGAAGGCAGACCACAUUAAGAUUUGCAUUUAGUGCUCAUUAUCAUGGUGUUGUUGGAGCUAAGAAAAUUAAAUUUAGACUAAGCCCCCAAAUAAGCUGCAUGCAUUUUUACAUGAUUAGUAGAAUUUAAGUCUAUAGAGAUAGUGUUUUUGUGUCUAGGUGUUUUAUCAUUAUGUAAAGGAAUUAAAGCAAACGACUUUGUAGUUGUUCUUUUGUCAGAUAUGCAUAUACUAUAGUGUGAAAAUACAGCAAAAAUUAAAACUGCAGAUAGCAAAGCAUCAGAUGCUGCCUUAAUUUAGGAACUCUGCCAGGCAGCCAUCAGAACAGGUGCCAAGCAGAGCCAGGUGCCUGGGUGGUGCCUCCUCUUACCUGGCCUUGAGAAGACGCUUCCCCAGCAUGAUCUAGUGCCCUCGUAGGUGUCGUGUGCAGUAGUGGGAACAGGUAGUACUGUUGAAAGGAGAGCAGUGUGAGAGUUUUCUGUAGAAACAGAACUGUCAGCAUGUGCCUUGAGGCUUCGAGAACGUGUCAGAUGGAGAAGUCCAAGUGUCCAUACUUCAAGCAACUUGAUUUGGUACAGAAACAAUCCAGUCUGGUAAUUAAAACAAGGAUUGCAUGUACAGUAGUCAAUAAUGAGAUUUUUAACAACCAAGAAUCUCCAACACCUCCAAAGCUUGUUGCAUUCCUGGUAUUUUAGGUUUUGAUCUGAAGGUUAUAUGGCAAGUGUUUUGUGUAGAAGAGCAGUAUGUGUUAAGAAAAGCACAAUAUCGGUUCCCGUAGAGUGCAGAUUAGAACUAGAGGUUUUUCAUAGGACUAUCAUUUCUGAGAUGUGUAAGAGCAUGUUUUCACUGUAAAAUGUAUUAGUGUUUCUGCAUUCCUAUAGGGACUAGUUUAAACUUUCUUCUAGAUUUCAGCAAGGCUGUUGCAGCCAGUGAGCUUUUUUUGCUUUUUUUCUUACUUACUUUUAUAAUAGAAAAUGUUUUAAAAGUAGAGAAAAACUUUAAUUUGGACAUCUGACUUGUUGGUUUCUGUGUUUGAAAUCACAGUUCUGGAGAUGUAGAGAUUGUGCAUGUGCAUAUCAGAUCCUAAUCUAGGCUGUGUGAACCAGCCCAGGAGAACUGAUACUCCCCCGUGCCCUGCAUCCUUUCCUCCCUCCGUCCAGAAGUGCUCCCUGCCCGCUUCCUGGCCUGCCCACAUGGUGCUUUCCAUCCUCUGCCACUCUUUGGGAUCAGGGACAUGAUGAGAGAUGCUUUAGGCAUCACAGGUAUGCCUGUCCAAGCUUGGCCACCAACCCUACUUGACCUUUGGCUGGUCACAGCCAUCAAGAGAAGGUUCCUGGUGCUGGGCACAGAGAAUGAUCAGGACACCAAUCACAAAUGCCCUCUAGCAUCUUUGUACAUAUUUUGAUUUUUAAACCAAGUCACUCUACAGAGCAUUCAGUUUUGACUGUGGUUUAGAGAGAAAAACUAACCAAGAAUAUAAACCACAUUCCAGGCUGCUGUUUUCUAUCCAUCUACAGGCUCUACUUUUACUGUAUUUCUUCAUACUUGAAACUCAUUCUGCUAUUUUAAUAUCAGGGUAAAGACUCAUAAGGGUGCAUGUUCUUUCAAGGUGCAAAAUUACUCUCAUUCCGUUUGCUCAUAUUGCUACAGAAUGCUCUGUUUUGGUGCUUCAGAUUCGGCAGGUCAAAGGAGCAGUGUGGAAAUUCACUGCCUGGAACACAGUCUUACAAGAAUGUUGGCAGGUGGCUUGGUGUUAGAAAUUGCUUCUGCUUUUUUCUCUGUACACAGGAUAGAGAGUUACCGCACUGGUCUGUCAGGUUCCCCUGGGUAUCAUACCUUCCUCACAGGGUUUAUCAACCCUGUGCUCUCCCCAAGUGUGGGUGUAGUGCAGCUCUCUUAAAGCAGGGACCUUCCUACAUAUCUGGAUCAUUUAGCCCUCAAAGAAAUAUGACCUCGGGUGUAGACAGGAGAAAAAUGGGAAGAGUUGUCUCACUCUAGCAACCAUCCAUUGAGAAAGCCUUCCUGGGGCAAAAAAAAAAAAAAAAAAAAAAAAGGAAAGAAAGAAAGAAAAAGAAAAAAAGAAGUAAAGCUUGUCUGUAAAGUUACCCUGAGCUAAGUGAUCUUGUUUCCUUCCCUUUAGGUAGAUGAAAAUAUAGGUCAGUUUACCUAGAGUCCUCCCACUUGAAGAGGAAAGUAGAAAAGUAGGUGUUUAUGUAUUGAGAAAUAUGUAAUCCAGGAACCACAAAAACUCACAUUAAAUACCCCAUCGCUCCAGUCUGUUUUAAGAAGUAGCCAAGUAAGUGAUGCUUAAUGACCGGGGGUUUCUGAGGUCAGAGGUAGCUCCUCUUAACAUGCACCUUGCUCUGAGACUUGUUUGGCCAGGGACAGCUACCAGUGGUGACUCUGUGGCAGUGGCAAAGAUAACACAGCAGAACAUUCAGAGGGUUACAGAUCAAUAAUCCUUUGGAAACUGGAUGUCUUACUGGGUGCUAGAAUGCAAAUUUAAGUAUUUAUUGUCAGAUAAUGGAAUUCAUUGUUUUUUUUAAGAAUUGGUGUUAUGCACAAACUUAUGCACAAGCUAAAUUGAAACAAAAAAUGGUUUGUAUAUUUGUCAUACCUUUUGUACUUCUUACAAUAAAACUUGGUAGCAAAUAAAAAUAAUAAAAACAGCCAUUUUAAACUG